AUGUUUUCUAAACCAAUAUAUAAUAAUAUUAAAUAUCCACAACCUCAAUAUCAAACAACUAAAUUACCAAGUUUUAAUGAAUUAUUAACUACUAUUCCAUUACCAAAUGAAUUCCCAUUAAAUAGACCAACUUCAACAUCACCAAUUUAUCCAGUAUAUUAUUAUCCAGUUAAUGUUUCAGUAUCACCAAAAACUUUAUUACCAACACCUCCACCAACUAAAGAUAACUUAACUCCAAUAACAAAUUUAAGUAGUAUUAAUGAAGAUAAUAAAAGGAAACAUACCUGUAAAAUAUGUUCCAGAUCAUUUACUACCUCGGGUCAUUUAGCUAGACAUAAUAGAAUUCAUACUGGUGAGAGGAAACAUAUUUGUCCAUGGCCAACAUGUGAAGCUAGAUUUGCCAGACAAGAUAAUUGUAUGCAACAUUAUAAAACUCAUACAAAUGGUAAAAAACGUAAAAAUUUAAAUUUUAAAAACAAAAGUAUAAAUUCUAAAAGUAUUUAA
Messenger RNA from Yamadazyma jaroonii, 504 nucleotides. NCBI's taxonomy places the organism in Eukaryota, Fungi, Ascomycota, Pichiomycetes, Serinales, Debaryomycetaceae. The record is from the annotation of a GenBank genome assembly.